AGCCGAACACACAAGAAGAGCCCGUUGAGACCGUGAACUCUCUCUCUCAAAACAUAACAUAACAUCAUAAAACACUCCACAGUUCUUAUUAAGAUUCCCAGACCAACUCCGAUUCGUACUGUUAUCCCAAUCUCCACCCAACAGCAAAAACAACGACAACGCCACCAACACUCACAAUUAACAAAAACCAAAACCAAAAACACAAAAACCUAUUUUUUCUCAAAACCCUCCCAAAAUCCCUGCAAUUAAUUAUUGAAGUCAUGGAAGAAGAGCUCGACCACGCUAUUCUCACUUGCCGUUGAUUCUCUCUCUUUCCCUCACCCGCAUUCUUCUCCACAGAGUACUUAAUUUAUAGAGGUCUUCACUGUGCUUUAUCAGUUGAGGAAACUGCUAUCAGAAUCAAUGGGCAGUACAUUCAAUCCACAGAUUUUAAUGGAAAAGCUAGCCAAGCUCAACAAUUCACAGGCUAGUAUAGAGACUUUAUCACAUUGGUGUAUAUUCCAUAUGAAUAAAGCAAAACAAGUUGUUGAAACUUGGGCUCGGCAGUUUCAUUGUUCUCCACGUGAGCAGAGAUUGGCCUUUCUAUAUCUUGCAAAUGACAUAUUGCAGAACAGUAGGCGAAAGGGUUCGGAGUUUGUUGGUGAAUUUUGGAAGGUUCUUCCAGAUGCUCUUCGUGAUGUGAUUGAAAAUGGGGAUGAGUUUGGAAGGAAUGCUGCACUUCGUCUGGUUGGGAUAUGGGAAGAAAGAAAAGUUUUUGGUUCUCGUGCACAAGUUCUUAAGGAAGAGCUUGUGGGUAGGCAACUGGAAAAUAGUAAUAGAAAUGGAAAGAAUUUGAACUUCAAACUGAGACCAUCUGCUGGAAAUAAAUUGGAAAAAAUAGUUUCAGAGUAUCAUAUCGUUUAUGGUGGCCAGUCAGAUGAAGAUGUUAUAUUGAGCAAAUGUAGGAAUGCUAUUAGCAGCCUUGAGAAAGCUGAGAAGGAAAUUAGCAGUGAUAUUAAUUCAGUAGGACAAUUCCAUGGAUCUGCAUUUGUGGAGGAGCUGCAGGGGCAGCAUGCUGUACUGAGGGACUGUAUUGAACAACUAACGGCAGUUGAAUCAUCUAGAACUAGUCUCGUGUCUCAUUUAAGAGAAGCUCUCCAGGAGCAGGAAUUCAAGCUGGAUCAAGUCCGUAACCAACUUCAGGCCGCACAGUCCCAGUCAGAGCAGGCAGGUAAUAUGUGCCAGCAGUUUCUAAAUAGAGACAAAGUUCAGUCACUAGCUGAGCAAAGCCCGAAGGAAGCUCAAACCUCCCUAGCACCUCACAGCUUUGUACCGGGGGAUAGGGAACAAUCAGCUCCAGUAAUGUACACUCGGCAGGUUUCCUAUCCUGAAAAAUCUGGCCACAUUGAGGAAGACCCACGCAAGUCUGCUGCCGCUGCAGUGGCAGCAAAGCUAACUGCAUCGACAUCCUCUGUCCAGAUGCUCUCUUAUGUCCUAUCCUCCCUUGCAUCAGAGGGUGUCAUAGGCAAUUCAAUGAAAGAAUCCUCUAACGAUUACCCUCCUGAAAAGAGGCCUAAACUUGAAAAUGACCAAUCCUCUUACAUACCACCGCCUCAAAAUAUUCAACAACCUCCAGUUCCUCCUUUCCCUCAUCCUGAAUCUAUCCAACACACUGUGUCUACCACCAGCCAACAAUUUGCACCAAAUGAGCCACCACCUCCCCCCUCGUCGUCUCCUCCACCACUGCCACCACUACCACCUAUGCCACAGUAUCCAGUGCCCCAGUACAUGCAGACUGCUGGAUCAAUAAGUAGUGUACCAUACAGCUAUGGCAUGCCCCAACAGCAGCUGCCUUCAAUGCCUGGUUAUCCUCCAGUGUCUGGGAUUUCUCCCUUUACAACUACAAAUUCUUACCAAAGUUUUCAGGGUUCUGAUGGCAAUAUUUAUAACCAGCCACCGUCCAUGCCAAUGGCACCAAUUUCUCGACAAUAGAAUUCUCAGUUAAAGUGCUGCAUGGAAUGGAGAAGGUUUGCUGUGGACAUAAAGACAUCUAUUGACAAAUUUGAUGAAGCUUCUGUCUCCCUGCAUCUGAAUUCUUGCUUAUGUGCUUUUGAAUUAUACACCUAAUUAGAUCUGCACAUAGUGAAUGCUUGUAAACUAUAUUUUCCUUUGCUAAUUAUGGAGUUAAAAUAGCUUCAGUGUAUUACUUAAUUUAGGGAAGAAAUUUAAUUUUGUUGAUUAGGGACAUAAUGUAUGCUAGUUGAGGAAGACAUUUAGUUUAUUAUUGAAUGAAAAUCUUAGCUGUUUGAUGUUGUGGA
This is a messenger RNA of Quercus lobata, 2297 nucleotides long. RefSeq names its product ENTH/VHS family protein. Gene Ontology annotation, molecular function: RNA polymerase II complex binding. NCBI's taxonomy places the organism in Eukaryota, Viridiplantae, Streptophyta, Magnoliopsida, Fagales, Fagaceae. The coding region runs from base 403 to 1971 and encodes 522 amino acids. The transcript is spliced from 8 exons. The record is from RefSeq and is a predicted model, not a curated record. Gene Ontology annotation, biological process: mRNA 3'-end processing.